GCAGGAGCAGCCUAAACCCUAAUUUAAACCUCAAUCUCUGGGUGUUAACUUUCCAAAGAUGUAUUCUUUACACAGAGCUUCAAAAACCCUUAAAUCACACAGAAUUCAAUUCGAUCUUUUAUCUUGUAAUUAUAAAUCCAGAAGAUUAGAUUCGGCUCCGUAUUUGCAUCCAAUUUUGGGCUGUACUCAAUUUGCGUUUUUCGCGUCGCAUUUCAAGGAAGACCCUACCAUAGACCUCAGUCAAUUCCCUUCCGACAAAAUCCGCAACUUUUCGAUUAUCGCGCAUGUCGACCACGGCAAAUCAACCCUCGCCGACCGGCUUUUGGAGCUCACCGGAACUAUUAGGAAAGUUCAUGGGCAAUCCCAGUAUUUGGAUAAACUGCAGGUAGAGAAAGAGCGAGGAAUAACUGUGAAGGCCCAGACAGCAACGAUGUUUCAUCGGCACAAUUACCUCGGUGCUGAAUCAAAUUUCUUACUGAACCUAAUCGACACGCCUGGACACGUAGACUUUAACUACGAGGUGUCGAGAUCUUUAGCAGCUUGCCAAGGUGUCCUCCUUGUUGUCGACGCAGCUCAAGGUGUGCAGGCACAAACCGUUGCCAAUUUCUACCUAGCUUUCGAAGCAAACCUGACGAUAAUUCCCGUCAUUAACAAAAUCGAUCAGCCAACAGCCGACCCAAACCGGGUCAAAGAACAGCUGAAAUCCAUUUUCGAUCUCGAUCCAAACGAAGCUCUGCUGACAUCAGCCAAGACAGGUCUAGGCCUCGAGCACGUUCUUCCUGCAGUGAUAGAGCGAAUACCUCACCCUCCUGGGGAUUAUAGCGCACCUCUGCGCAUGCUUUUGCUGGAUUCUUACUAUGACGAAUACAGGGGAGUUAUAUGCCACGUGGCAAUUGUUGAUGGGACUUUGCGGAAGGGUGAAAAGAUUUCGUCUGUUGCAACUGGACAAUCUUAUGAAGUUUUCGAUGUUGGAAUAAUGCACCCUGAGUUAACUCAGACGGGAGUUCUUUUAACAGGGCAAGUGGGGUAUGUUGUUAGUGGCAUGAGGUCGACUAAAGAGGCACGUAUUGGAGAUACCCUUCAUCAUACUCGAACCACUAUACAGCCACUUCCAGGUUUCAAGCCGGUGAAACAUAUGGUGUUUUCGGGUGUGUACCCAGCGGAUGGAUCCGAUUUUGAAGCACUCAGUAAUGCAAUUGAAAGACUCACUUGUAACGAUGCUAGUGUAUCUGUUACGAAAGAAAGCAGCACAGCACUUGGCUUGGGAUUCAGAUGCGGUUUCUUGGGCUUGCUCCAUAUGGAUGUUUUCCACCAACGCCUCGAACAAGAACAUGGAGUUCAUGUGAUUUCUACUGUUCCGACAGUGCCUUAUAUUUUUGAGUACGCAGAUGAGACCAAAGUACAUAUUCAAAAUCCUGCCAUGCUUCCUUCGAAUCCUAAACAGCGAAUAUCAGCUUGUUGGGAACCUACUGUAAUAGCCACUAUUAUACUUCCUAGUGAAUAUGUGGGCGCCAUUAUUACCCUUUGUUCUGAAAGACGAGGCGAACAGUUGGAGUACUCGUUUAUCGACAGUCAAAGAGCGCUGAUGAAAUACCGAUUACCGUUGAGGGAAGUUGUUGUCGACUUUUACAAUGAAUUGAAGAGCAUUACUUCAGGUUAUGCAUCUUUCGAUUAUGAGGAAGCAGACUAUCAGGUCUCCGAUUUAGUGAAACUCGAUAUUUUAUUAAACGGACAAUCAGUUGAUGCUAUGGCAACUAUAGUUCAUAGACUGAAGGCACCGCGUGUAGGUCGUGAACUCGUCGAGAAGCUAAAGAAAUUCAUCGACAGGCAAAUGUUUGAGAUAACCAUACAAGCUGCUAUCGGAUCAAAGAUCAUUGCCAGGGAAACGGUAUCGGCUAUGAGGAAGAACGUUCUUGCGAAAUGUUACGGAGGCGAUAUUACGAGGAAGAAGAAAUUGUUGGAAAAGCAAAAAGAAGGAAAGAAGCGAAUGAAACGCGUUGGCUCGGUGGAUAUUCCCCAGGAGGCUUUUCAUGAGCUACUAAAGGGUUCAUGAAAUUCAAUUUGUUAUAACUUCACAUUUUUAUUAACUGAGUUUUUUAAAAUCUUUUAUUGUUAUUAUUUGCUAAGAAAGGCAUUAAAAUUUUGAAUAAUGUAUAUUUGAAAGUCUACAUAAAGAUAGAUUUACAAACAAUACGCAAUUAAAUCGAGGUCGUCUUCAAUUUC
Erythranthe guttata (spotted monkey flower) is the source of this 2223-nucleotide messenger RNA. RefSeq names its product translation factor GUF1 homolog, mitochondrial. The record is from RefSeq and is a predicted model, not a curated record. Gene Ontology annotation, molecular function: mitochondrial ribosome binding; GTPase activity; GTP binding. Gene Ontology annotation, cellular component: mitochondrion. NCBI's taxonomy places the organism in Eukaryota, Viridiplantae, Streptophyta, Magnoliopsida, Lamiales, Phrymaceae. Gene Ontology annotation, biological process: positive regulation of translation.